Molecule: messenger RNA, 1525 nt
Organism: Lycium ferocissimum
Lineage: Eukaryota; Viridiplantae; Streptophyta; Magnoliopsida; Solanales; Solanaceae
Product: putative lipase ROG1
Exons: 11
Coding region: 88-1158 (356 amino acids)
Source: RefSeq, a predicted model, not a curated record
AAUUUUUGUACUAAUUGUGAAAAUUUAGUUUUCAGAAACUGAAGAAUUACUUAACCUAUUAGAGUUAAAAAAAAAAAAAAAAAGGAAAUGAAAAAAGGAGAAGUAUGCUCAUCGGAAACAGUUAACGGUAGUGAAGAUGUGUUUAGUUGUGAAAAAUCCGAUGCUUUAUCUACUGAUCAUCUUGUUAUAAUGGUUCACGGUAUUCUCGGAAGCGCGACAGACUGGAAGUUUGGUGCUGAGCAGUUUGUUCGGAGGCUUCCUGACAAAGUCUUUGUUCAUUGUAGUGAACGAAAUAUCGCAAAAACAUUGGAUGGUGUGGAUGUAAUGGGUGAGAGAUUGGCUGAGGAGGUAAUUGAAGUGAUCAAGAGAAAGCCAGGUCUGAAGAAAAUUUCUUUUGUGUCACACUCUGUUGGAGGGUUGGUGGCAAGAUAUGCCAUUGGGAGAUUAUAUAGACCUUCUAGAGUGGAGAAUAUUGAGGGUUUAUCAGCCAAUGCAUGUGUAGAAGGGUUGAAGGGUUGCACAAUAGCUGGUUUGGAACCAUUAAAUUUUGUCACUGUUGCCACACCUCAUCUUGGUUCUAGGGGUAACAAGCAGGUGCCAUUUCUUUUUGGUGUAGCUGCCUUAGAGAAAGCUGCUUUUCAUGUAAUUCAUUUGAUAUUCAAAAGAACAGGGCGACACCUUUUUCUUUGUGAUAAUGAUGAAGGGAAGCCUCCAUUACUUAAACGCAUGGUGGAAGAUGAUGGUGAACUACGCUUCAUGUCUGCAUUGCGUUCAUUCAAGCGCCGGGUUGCAUAUUCAAAUGUUGGCUAUGACCAUAUUGUUGGUUGGAGAACAUCAUCUAUUAGACGUAAUAAUGAACUCCCCAAGUGGGAAGAUUCCUUGAAUGAAAAGUAUCCUCACAUUGUCUACGAAGAACAUUGCAAGGCAUGUGAUGGUGAGAAGGGUGAGUCUGUUGUGAAGGAAGAUGAUUCUUUGGACAAGGUGGAAGAAGAAUUGGUGACUGGUUUAACUAGAGUGUCAUGGGAUAAAGUGGAUGUUAGCUUUCACAGGAGCAGGCGUAGAUUUGCUGCUCACAGUGUUAUUCAGGUGAAGGAUCCGUAUAUGGAUGCCGAAGGUGCUGAUGUUAUACAACAUAUGAUUGAUAAUUUUAUUGUAUAGGAGCCAAAUCAAACCCGUAAUUUUCAAGGCAAGGGCAGAUCUAGAGCCCGUUUGGAUUGGCUUAUAAGUGGUCAAACCAGCUUAUAAGCUGUUUUUUGGUUUUUUAGGUGUUUGGCAAACCAGCUUAUAAGCUAAAAAUGUGCUUAGAAUGAGCCAAAAAAAUAAGUUCGAGGUAGCCCAACUUAUUUCUUUUGGCUUAUAAGUUGUUUUUUGGUCAAACCAGCUUAUAAGCCACUUUUUUUAAGCUAAGCCAAACGGGCUCCUAGAGAGUUUAUUACGGGUUCAUGUGAAUUCAGUUUCUUUUGCCAAAAAUUUGUAUAUAAUAUUAAAACUUCUACUAAAUAUCCAUAAAAAUUUGAAAUGUGAA